Molecule: messenger RNA, 1998 nt
Organism: Drosophila sulfurigaster albostrigata
Lineage: Eukaryota; Metazoa; Arthropoda; Insecta; Diptera; Drosophilidae
Exons: 5
Coding region: 1-1998 (665 amino acids)
Biological process (GO): DNA integration
Molecular function (GO): nucleic acid binding
Source: RefSeq, a predicted model, not a curated record
AUGGAAGGAACACGAGUGAAGCUCCAGUACCACGGAUUCUGUGAUGCGUCAGAAAGGGCGUAUGGAGCGGCGAUCUAUGUCCGUGUGGAGACGGCAAACAAGGUUUCCACACAUCUCCUCACUGCGAAGACAAUAGUGGCUCCUGUCAAGUCUCUCUCAGUGCCACGUUUGGAGCUUUGUGGCGCAGUCCUGUUGGCUGAGUUAUCUGCAGCCCUCCUCCUGAAUCUGCCAGCAGAAAGUUUCCAGACUUUCUUUUGGACUGAUUCAACAAUUGUUCUCGCCUGGUUGAACAAGCCACCCUGCAGAUGGACAACCUUUGUGGCCAAUCGUGUGGCCAAAAUUGUCCAAGCCAGCGACGCCAAGAACUGGUCGCAUGUGCGAUCCGAGCACAAACCGGCAGAUCUUGCAAGCCGAGGUGUCCUGCCACAAGAAUUGAUGCGUAAUCCUUUGUGGUGGCAUGAACCAGAGUGGCUUCAUCUCCCGUCGGAUCAAUGGCCAACAUCUCCAAGUCCCAUUCCGGAGACUCUGCUGGAGCAGAGGAUUAAGUGCAACGUCGUUAAGUUACCUCCUACUCCUGACUUCCUGAAUAAGUUCUCUGAGUUUGGCAAGGCACUGCGCACGUCUGCCUAUGUUCUCAGAUUCAUCGAUAGAAAUCGGAAGUUGGCAGUUCCAAGCUCUACCGUGGUCCAAGCGGAUGAGCUAAUACCACUGCAGUCCAAGCAGCAGGUUCCUUCCUCAAGUUCAAUCCGAAACUUGAACCCUUUCCUCGAUGGCAAGGGUAUUCUACGGGCCUGUAGGCGUCUGAGGGCGUCCCACUCGCUGCGUUAUGAUGAGAGUCAUCCAAUCAUCCUCUCGUAUUCCUCGUCAUUUGCACGACUACUGGUUCGUUUCACCCAUCGUAUAUCCUUACAUGGGGGUAACCAAGUCGUCAUGCGGCUGAUCCGUUCCAGAUUCUGGAUUCCAAAAUUGAAAGUCCUCGUCAAAUCCACCAUCAACUCUUGCAAGGUUUGCGUGAUCUACAAGAAGAGACUGCAGACCCAAAUGGGGGACUUGCCCAAGGAAAGGAGGUCCUACUCGAGACCUUCCACGCACACUGGAGUCGACUUCGCCGGCCCAUUCAAAAUAAAAAAUUACACUGGCCGAGCCUGCCUCAUCACCAAAGGGUAUGUCUACGUCUUCGUGUGCUUCAGAACGAAAGCGAUCCACUUGGAGGCAACAUCGGAUCUCACGACGGAGAAAUUCCUGGCCGCAUUCUCUCGUUUCAUCGCACGGCGCGGGUGUCCAUACCAGAUGUACUCGGACAACGGGAAAACCUUCGUUGGAGCUGACAAGGUGAUCUUCUUGGAAGCGACGAGGGAGUGCAUCAUCGCACAACACGCCCACAAGAGCCUAUCCUGGCACUUCAACCCGCCGGGCGCCCCGCAUAUGGGUGGUUUAUGGGAAGCCGGCGUGAAGAGUUUCAAGGCACUCUUUACAAGGCGACCUCCACCGGGAACGCUCACUCCUGGCCAUUUCCUCGUAGGUGGCCCACUUAUUUCGGUGUUGGAUCCACCAAUUAACCAAACGGCCACCUCCAUCCUCAAUCGGUGGCAGCGACUGAAGGCUCUUCACCAACAAUUUUGUUUCCGUUGGAAAGAUGAGUACCUGAAGGAGCUGCACAAACGGACGAAAUGGCAAUCCUCUACACGGAACCUUCGGAUCGGUGACAUGGUCGUCAUAAAAGAAGACAACCUCCCCUCGAACGAGUGGCGCCUAGGACGGGUGCUGACGACGUGUCCAGGCACCGAUGCCAAGGUCCGAGUUGUAGAUGUGCUCACGGCGCGGAGUACUAUCCGAAAACCCGUUGCCAAACUCAUUCUACUCCCGAUGGACAGCAAGACUGACCCCUCCACUAUGCCAUCACAUCCAGCCGCCAGGACCGCCCCGCUGGCACCCACUCGUUCCGGUGUCGCGUGUGCCGUGGGAUUCACCCACUCCGGAAGUGUCAGCGAUUCCUGA